Molecule: messenger RNA, 1131 nt
Organism: Schistocerca gregaria
Lineage: Eukaryota; Metazoa; Arthropoda; Insecta; Orthoptera; Acrididae
Product: nucleolar and coiled-body phosphoprotein 1-like
Exons: 2
Coding region: 1-1131 (376 amino acids)
Source: RefSeq, a predicted model, not a curated record
AUGAGAAACAUCAAACCCACUAACCCUGUCAGACAUGGAGACCGGAGAGUGUUUGUACAUAAAGACCUGCAAGCAACGUCCCACGUGUGGCUUAGGGAUGAUACGGUGCGCCCGCCGCUCGUUUCGCCUUACUCUGGACCAUACAGGGUAAUCACAAGAGGAAGCCACAGCUUCAAAAUCGAUAAGGAUGGUAAAGAAGAGACAGUCUCAAUUGAGCGGCUUAAACCUGCUUACACCGAAGAGGAUACACUCCUUCCUCGGUCUGCAAAAUCACCCUCAAACGUGGAGGCCAAAGAAACAGCAGAGAGUCUCGCCCAGCCCUCGGUUGCAGAAGAGAACAACGAAGCAGCAAGUGCAGAACAGGAGCAGCCAUUGCCUGCACCAGAUGUUUUCACGAGAGCUGCAGCGGUCAAGCCGGCAGCAGCCAGCCACCCCUCCAGCAGCAGCAACGGUCCCGGCCAGCAGCAGCAGUCCAGCCGGCAGCAGCCAGCCAGCCCUCCAGCAGCAGUAGCAGCAGCGGAACCAGCCAGCAGCAGCGGUCAAGCCGGCAGCAGCCAGCCACCCCUCCAGCAGCAGCAACGGUCCCGGCCAGCAGCAGCGGUCAAGCCGGCAGCAGCCAGCCAGCCCUCCAGCAGCAGCAGCAGCGAUCCUGGCCAGCAGCAGCGGUCAAGCUGGCAGCAGCCAGCCACCCCUCCAGCAGCAGCAGCAGCAGCAGCAGCAGCAGCAGCGGUCCCGGCCAGCAGCAGUGGUCCAGCCGGCAGCAGCCAGCCACCCCUCCAGCAGCAGCAGCAGCAGCAGCGGUCCCGGCCAGCAGCAGCGGUCCAGCCGGCAACAGCCAGCCAGCCCUCCAGCAGCAGUAGCAGCAGCGGAACCAGCCAGCAGCAGCGGUCCAGCCGGCAGCAGCCAGCCACCCCUCCAGCAGCAGCAACGGUCCCGGCCAGCAGCAGCAGUCCAGCCGGCAGCAGCCAGCCAGCCCUCCAGCAGCAGCAGCAGCAGCAGCAGCGGUCCCAGCCAGCAGCAGCGGUCCAGCCGGCAGCAGCCAGCCAGCCCUCCAGCAGCAGCAGCAGCGAUCCCGGCCAGCAGCAGCGGUCAAGCCGGCAGCAGCCAGCCACCCCUCCAGCAGCGCCCUAG